AUGAUUCUAAUACAGGGGUGGAGCUUUGAUGACCCUAGCAUUCCCAUCAGCCCUGCACAGCUUGACCACUUGGAUAAAAUCUUAUAUACAUAUAGUUGUGCCCAACUUUUAAUUAAUCAAAUUGUAAAUAAUCUUUCAUUGCAGAAUAUUUCAGCUUAUUCUUUGGAGAUGGCGCAACCAUUGGUUGAAAGUGAAGAACCUUUGCUCUUUGAAGAGGACACUAAAAAGGAAGAUGGCCCAGAUCAAGAUACAGAAGACUUAGAAGACGCUGAGCCUUUUAGUCCUGCAGGUGAGAAAGAAACCCUUCAGAGUGAAAAAGAGAGAAUGCCUCGAGACCCAGAGAACUGUGAUAUCCCUUUUUAUGUGUCUGAAUUUGUGGAAAGAGAGGUUGGCACUGAUUGUGAUUCGUUAAGCAAGCUUGGCAGACUUAUUGAACAGCUGUUGGAAAACAAAAGGAAGUUAGAAGAACAGGUACUUACAGUUUCAUCAGAAGUUCCCAAAAGGAUUCAGAAGGCCUUACAGAAUGCAGAGGAUUCUAAGAAGUCUCUCAGUCAGCUUCUAGAGAAGGAAAAUACUUUGUGUGGUUCAAUCAAUAGCCAUUUGUUGACAUCCCAGCCAUGGAUGGAGGAUCUUGGUAUAUUGAUCAGUCAAGUAAAAGAAGUUGAACGGCACCUUGCUUAUUUAAAGUGGAUUUCACAAAUAGAGGAAUUAAGUGACAAUAUCCAGCAAUAUCUUAUGACCAACAAUGUUCCAGAGGCUGCUACUACUUUAGCAUCUAUGGCUGAAUUGGAUAUCAAGCUUCAGGAAUCAUCAUGUUCCCAUCUUCUUACUUUUGUAAGGUCUACUGUUCAGUUCUGGCACAAGAUCCUGAAGGAUAGGCUGUCAAGUGAUUUCGAGGAGACUUUAACUCACCUUCACUGGCCAUUUGUUGGACCAGCACAAUCCCAGCCUUUUGGCUUGGCCGGAGCACCCAACAACGCUGUAGAGAUAUACAAUAACUUUGAGGUGCUGUUUUCUCAGCUUCUAAAACUGCAGACUUCAGAUGAACUAUUAAGCAAACCAAAGCAGCUUCCAGAAAAGUACCUCCUCCCUCCCACUUCACCUGUUAUAUUACCCAUGCAGAUUAUGGUGGCUCCUCUUCAAAAAAGAUUCAAGUAUCAUUUCACAGGAAACAGGCAAACAAAUGUUUUAAGCAAGCCUGAAUGGUACCUAACCCAGGUGCUCAUGUGGAUUGGAAGUCACGCUAAGUUUCUUGAUGACAAAGUCCAACCAAUAUUGGACAAGGCAGGCUCUCCAGUCAGUGCAAGGAUGGAGUUUUCCCGAGCUUUGGUGAUGCUGAUCCUGGAGAAGUUGGCUGCUGAUAUCCCUUGCUUGUUGUAUGAUGACAGCCUCUUCUGCCACCUGGUUGAUGAGGUACUUCUGUUUGAGAGAGAGCUACACAGUGUUCAUGGAUAUCUCAGCAGCUUUCCCAGCUGUAUGCACAUUUUAUCAGAAGAGACCUAUUUUCAAAGAUGGCUAACUGUGGAGAGAAAAUUUGCUCUUCAAAAGAUGGACUCCAUGCUUUCAUCUGAAGCUGCCUGGGUAUCACAGUACAAAGAUAUCACUGAUGUAGAUGAAAUGAAAGUCCCAGACUGUGCUGAAACUUUUAUGACUUUGCUACUGGUUAUCACAGAUCGGUAUAAGCACCUUCCUACUGCUGCUAGAAAGCUACAAUUCCUAGAACUGCAGAAAGAGUUGGUGGAUGACUUCAGGAUACGACUAACUCAAGUUAUGAAAGAAGAGACCAGAGCACCUUUAGCUUUCCGGUAUUGUGCAAUCCUAAAUGCUGUCAACUACAUAGCAACUGUAUUAGCAGACUGGGCUGACAACCUUUUCUUCUUGCAGCUUCAACAGGCUGCAUUGGAAGUUUGUUCUGAUAGCAGUGCACUGAGUAUACUACAGCUUGGACAACUGGCUUCAAUGGAAAGCUCUGUCUUUGAUGAUAUGAUUAACCUUCUGGAGCGCCUAAAGCAUGAUAUGCUCACUCGUCAAGUCGAUCAUGUCUUCCGAGAAGUCAAAGAUGCAGUCAAAAUGUACCGAAAAGAAAGGUGGCUGUCUUUGCCGUCUCAGUCAGAACAGGCAGUAAUGUCUUUGUCAGUCACCGCCUGCUCACUCCUGCUCACCUUGAGAGACCGGCUGCUACAACUUGAGCAGCAGCUUUGUUACUCAUUGUUCAAAAUCUUCUGGCAAAUGCUUGCAGAAAAGGUGGAUUUGUUCAUCUAUCAGGAAAUAAUUUUGGCCAAUCACUUCAACGAAGGAGGGGCUGCGCAGCUCCAGUUUGAUAUGACCAGGAACCUUUUCCCUUUAUUUUCACAUUACUGCAAGCGACCAGAGAAUUAUUUUAAACAUAUAAAGGAAGCUUGUAUUGUACUGAACUUAAAUGUCGGCUCAGCCCUGCUGUUGAAGGAUGUGCUACAAUCGGCUGCUGACAACCGAAGUGGAACGAUCUUGAGUUCAAAUCAGCCUACAGCUGUAGCAGCAUUAAAUGAACUUGGAAUCUACAAGUUAGCUCAACAGGAUGUGGAGAUUCUUCUUAAUCUGAGAACAAAUUGGCCUAGUACUGGGAAAUAAGCAAAAAUAAUAGGUUGGCGAGACACUAAUCAGUAUUGUAUUCUGUGAGAAAACAAAUCCAAACUUUUGUAUGUUUUUCAGUUAUUUAGGGUGUUACAUUUAGUAUGUAAAAUUGAUUUUUAAGCCAAGAAGAAUCAGUUGUUUGUUUGUUUUGUUUUUUGUCGUGUCAGGAGCGACUUGAGAAACUGCAAGUCGCUUCUGGUGUGAGAGAAUUGGGCCGUCUGCAAGGACGUUGCCCAGGGGACGCCUGGAUGAUUUGAUGUUUUACCAUCCUUGUGGGAGGCUUCUCUCAUGUCCCCGCAUGAGGAGCUGGAGUUGAUAGAGGGAGCUCAUCCGCCUUUCCCCAGAUUUGAACCUGCGACCUGUUGGUCUUCAGUCCUGCCGGCAAAGGGGUUUAACCCACUACGCCACCGGGGGCUCCUGUUGUUUAUAUCCCAUAGUUUGAAAGAGCACUUUUAAACUGGCAAAGACAAGUUGAUAUUGAGGUGGAUAAUAUAUUUAACUUGGCAGGUACUCUUGUCAAGAGCCACUGGGGUGCUCAGUUGAGUCCUUGUAAUAAGGGGAACUCUUUUCAACAGACGUUAUGACACAUUCCCCAUAUGAUAGGGAUGGACCAUGAAAGGAGCAGGUGAGGCUUGUUUUGAAAAUCUGGGGGAUUGCAUUUUUAGUGUGAGCAAAGGUUGUUUUCCCUUGUUUGUCCUUGUGUCAUCAAGAUUAAUUCUUCAUGUUAUUUGAGAACAAAUCUAGUCAGUUACAUCUCUGACAAAUCCACAGUGAUCUCCUAUCAAGACUGUCAUCUUUGUAGGUUUCACAAGGUUGAACUAUUGCAGCUUUGCUGACAUAGUAACAGGUAAAAUGUAUGGAUGACAUUCCACCUAGACAGUUCUACAUAAUGGAUUAAUAUAUUGAUUUUGGUAACCAGGCUAACACUGCUAAUGUAGACAAUUGAUAGUAGUGAUUUUGCAGGAAAUCCAAAAUGUUUUGAUUUGGAAAACUACAAUAUAAUGUGGAAAACAAAAGAAACCCUUUGCAUUAAAAAAAGGAGUUGGCAGAAAAACCUACUAUCUUGGUUUAUAGAUGAAAAAACAGGAUGGAUAUAUGUCUAAGCCUUCAUGAUGGGCAGAAGUAAAUGAACAAAGGAUAAGUUGGUUUCAUUGGAAUAAAAUGGACUAAAACA
Anolis sagrei ordinatus is the source of this 3787-nucleotide messenger RNA. The record is from RefSeq and is a predicted model, not a curated record. Lineage: Eukaryota; Metazoa; Chordata; Lepidosauria; Squamata; Anolidae.